AUGGCGGACCCCUCCCUUUCCAAUGAGGAAGUUCAGGCAGCGCGUGUUAUCUCUAACCACCUGCCGUCAGGAUAUACGGCCGAGUUCGAUCCUGUUAGCGACCACAAUCAUGGAGAGGCCGCCGGGAGAUCUCGCGAGGAAGCGGAGUCGUCGCUCAAGCUACAAGGUGGCGACAUGACGCGAGACUUGUACAAAAUCCAUCAGCGAGGCAAACCCCUUCAACGGGCUGCUACAAUUUCCCAUCCAACAACCGAGGCACCACCUCCGCUUGCAGAUACCUCUGUGUCCGAGCAUCUUGCCCCCGGAGGCUUUCGUCGAGCUUUCAUCAAGCAAAAGUACGGGAGGUUUAAUCCCGCUGUUCUACCAGUGACGCGAAACUUUGUCGAGUUUCUUUCACUCUACGGAAGUUUUGCGGGCGAGGAUCUUGAGGACUCGGAGGAAGAUGAAUCAGCCAUCGAGGACUAUGAGGAGGAAGAGGGUCGAACGCCCGGCGAACGUCGACCUCUUCUUGGCCGGCGACGGACCACGAGAAGGGAACAGAAAGGAGAUGCCGGCAUGACCAAGACUUUUUUCACCCUGCUAAAGGCCUUUAUCGGUACCGGAAUCAUGUUCUUGCCAAAAGCAUUCAACAACGGCGGGAUCUUGUUCUCUUCCUUGACACUCCUGGCCGUGUCCGUCAUUACCACGUUGGCAUUCCAUCUACUACUGCAGUGCCGGCAGGUGCACUCCAAAAACGGAUACGGUGAACUCGGCGAAGCAAUCGGCGGACGGAGAAUGAGAGAUAUCAUUCUGGGCUCGGUCACAAUCUCUCAGUUGGGAUUUGUCUGCGCAGGUACCGUGUUUGUUGCCCAGAAUUUACACUCUUUUCUGGUGGCCGUCACCAAAGGCCGAAACCCAUUAUCCACCAAUGUCCUCAUCGCGCUCCAACUGCUAGGCCUGAUCCCCCUCGCCUUUAUACGCAACAUCUCCAAACUCGGUCCUGCGGCGUUGCUGGCAGACGUCUUCAUCCUGCUGGGUCUUGCCUAUAUUUAUUACUACGACAUUGCCACCCUCGCAGAUCACGGACUUCACAAAACCGUGCAACUGUUCAACCCGGAUCAUUUCACAUUGACAAUCGGGUCUGCCAUCUUCACUUUUGAGGGCAUCGGCCUCAUCCUUCCCAUCCAGUCAUCGAUGAAACACCCGGAGAAAUUCGAGCCGCUCUUGUGGACAAUCAUGCUGAUAAUCACGGUCAUUUUCACCUCUGUGGGAGCACUUUGUUACGCCACCUUCGGAGCCGGAACCAAGAUCGAGGUCAUUUCCAAUUUUCCGCAAGACAACAAACUUGUCAACGCUGUGCAAUUCCUUUACGCUAUUGCGGUACUAGCGGGCACCCCUGUCCAGCUCUUCCCCGCCCUGCGCAUCAUUGAGGGCAUGAUAUUCGGUCGGCGUUCGGGCAAGAGAGACACAUUGACCAAAUGGAAGAAGAACGGUUUCAGGACGGUCCUGGUUGUCUUUUGUGCCUCGAUCUCUAUCUUGGGCGCCAGCAAUCUAGACAGAUUUGUGGCCCUCAUUGGUUCGGUCUGCUGCGUGCCACUGGUAUACAUUUACCCUCCACUAUUGCAUUAUCUGGGUGUUGCCCGGUCGAGUUGGGCCAAAGCUGGAGAUAUCGCGUUUGUGGUGUUAGGACUGGGCUGCAUGGUGUACACCAGCGUCAUCACCCUCAAGAAUAGUUUCUGA
Exophiala dermatitidis NIH/UT8656 is the source of this 1719-nucleotide messenger RNA. RefSeq lists its product as uncharacterized. Gene Ontology annotation, biological process: amino acid transmembrane transport. The transcript has a single exon. NCBI's taxonomy places the organism in Eukaryota, Fungi, Ascomycota, Eurotiomycetes, Chaetothyriales, Herpotrichiellaceae. Bases 1 to 1719 code for a protein of 572 amino acids. Gene Ontology annotation, molecular function: amino acid transmembrane transporter activity. The record is from RefSeq and is a predicted model, not a curated record.